This is a messenger RNA of Aplysia californica (California sea hare), 2256 nucleotides long. RefSeq names its product cyclic nucleotide-binding domain-containing protein 1. Bases 119 to 1633 code for a protein of 504 amino acids. The record is from RefSeq and is a predicted model, not a curated record. NCBI's taxonomy places the organism in Eukaryota, Metazoa, Mollusca, Gastropoda, Aplysiida, Aplysiidae. The transcript is spliced from 14 exons.
AGUCCAUGGACACGGAGUGUAAACAAUAUGGCGCCUACUUGAAACAACUUCGCUAUCUUCGACGAACUAAAAUGCCACUAUUCGUUUGAAGUGCCCAAAGUAGCUUUCAAAUUACACUAUGGCUCUAGUGAAAAGCAACAAGAAAGAAAAGCAAUACAAUUGGAAUGUCAGGGAAUCGACAAAUGUCAGAAAUAAACUGCCCAAGAUAGAAAAGACACCAACAAUUGACUAUGAUCAACUGAAAUGGCUCAGCAAUAUCAACGGAUUGAAAUCAAGAGAUGGCAAAGGAUCUACACAGGAAGCCCAUGCGAUUUUUAUGCAAAACUACAGGAAGAUCUUUGUGCCUAAACCAGCAAAGAUAGGAUUUCCAGUACAUACAGAGAAAAGAGUUGUUGGUGCACACACAGGUUCUGAUGCAAGUUUUAGCCAUCAAGCCACAAGCACAAGUGACCCCAUUCAAAAGCCAGCCAGAAAAGUGUACACAGUGGAUGAGUUUACCUACAACAUCAAGGACUACCUCCCACUUUUGCAUAAGGAAAGGAAAAGUGAAGACCCGAAAGCAAUUCGAACGGAAAACAUCAAAACUCUCAGACGGCUGCUGAAGAAAUACCCAUUUGAGAGAACAGCUGGAGAAAAUGACAAGAUAUACAUGAUUCUGCAAUCUUUUGACUUCUUUCGAGAAAAUGUGGAGUCUUCCGUCCUUAAGGAGUUGUGUGUUGUUGCCCAGCUUGAAGUCUGGAAAGAUGUUGACUUUGCUGUGUAUGGAAAGACAGGAAUACAUAUGAUCCUGAAAGGAGGUGUGAUCCCAUUAUAUGAACCAUACCUGUUCUCUGGCAAGGAUGACUUAUACCCUCAGGCAUUUCUACCUUUGGAGGGUCUGGAAGACUAUGAUGACUAUGUGCCUAAACUGUCAGUGGGAGAUUGUUUUGGAACCUGGCUCCAGUAUGAUGAACCAUACACAAAGGAGUUGAGUGUCGUGACCACAGAGCCAAAUUGUGAAUUUCUCAAAAUCUCUGUCAAUGACUACAAGAGGGUGAUCACACAAAUCAAACAAAGAGAACACACAGAAAAGCUCAACUUGCUUUUGUCUUGUGAGCAGUACAGAAUGUGGCCAAAGCAGCCUCUCAUCACUGUGGCUGACUCCAUUGAAUGGAUCUCCUAUCCCCCAAACACAGUGUUGGUCAGCGAGGGAUACAAGUCACCAUUUGUUGGCUUCAUCCGUUCUGGAGAGUGCCAUGUUCUAAGACAAGUUGAUGUGCUGAACACUCUCAAAAAUGGGAAAAAGGAACAAAAGACCAAGCAGGUUGUGAUGGGGCGACUUGGCCCAUACGAUUCUUUUGCUGAGAUUAGUCUCCUACUGGAUGAACCAAUCACCUGUUCCAUUGUGACAGCCUCAGAUGUGGAGCUGGGGGUGGUGAGGCCUGAGAAACUAGCAGCCCUGGAUGAGGUGACACGACAGCUCUUCAGACAGUCCAACACAAGGACUUUUGGUGACCUCACAAAGGAGGACAUUCAGAGUGAGUACCUGCAGCAAGAGCUAAAACGUGAGUGGAAUGAAUUCAAGCAUUCUCAAGUUCUGGAAGUCAUCAAUGCAUAUGGCGUCAGGCCAGGCUAUGGGAAAUGGGCAAAAUAGUGUUACUCUUAUUACUUAUGGGUUUUUUUACUCCUUAUUGAAUUAGAUUGAUUAUGACAACCUUUACAUUUUUUAUCAAGGAAAGUUUAUUUUGACCAUGUUUUCAUGAGUGUGUUUGUACGUAUUGUGCAACUUUUUUUUUCUUGAGUGAAAGUUAGACGUAAGUACAGACUUGCAAAAGUGAGAGAGAGAAAGAUGAGGGGAGACAGUGUGUGUGUGUGUGUGUGUGUGUGUGUUGGGGUGUGUGUGUGUGUGUGUGUGUGUGUGUGUGUGUGUGUGUGUGUAUGUGUGUGUGAGAGAGAGAGAGAGAGAGAGAGAGAGAGAGGAAAGAGAUGAUGUUAAUGAGAUCAAGAUGUAUGCGAAUAAACACUGGAGAGAGAGAGAGAGAGAGAAAGAGAGAGAGAGAGAGAGAGAGAGAGUGAGAGAGAGAGGGGAGAACAGUGACAAUAAGUUUAUUCCUUGAGAGAAAUGCAUUAGCGUGAUUUUCUGUUGUGCUGAAUUUAUUUCAUAUGCAUACUCUGUGAUGUAAGAAUGCUACCAUUCGUUCAAAAACAGAGGCUGCAUGCAAGAAAAAAAUAAAAAUUUGUCAUGCUCCACAAGAGCAGUAGAAAACUCUCCAACAA